Messenger RNA from Trichosporon asahii var. asahii CBS 2479, 705 nucleotides. RefSeq lists its product as uncharacterized. The coding region runs from base 1 to 705 and encodes 234 amino acids. The record is from RefSeq and is a predicted model, not a curated record. Gene Ontology annotation, biological process: regulation of transcription by RNA polymerase II. Gene Ontology annotation, cellular component: chromosome. The transcript is spliced from 2 exons. Lineage: Eukaryota; Fungi; Basidiomycota; Tremellomycetes; Trichosporonales; Trichosporonaceae. Gene Ontology annotation, molecular function: chromatin insulator sequence binding.
AUGUCCUACUACUAUAACACGUACGACUCGGACUCGGACGACGACGACUACUACUACUCUGCCAACACAGUUGUCCACACCACCGGCUACGCGGAGGUGGUGCAACCCGCUCCUGCCUACUGCGCGACUUGUGACCGCACCUUCCUCAACGAGCACAACUUGCAGCAGCACCUCCGUUCUCACAUUCACCGCGGCAAUGAUACUCUCUGUCCCUUCUGCAACCGUGGCUUUUCGACCGCGACUGGUCUCAUUCACCACCUCGAACGCGGCUCCUGUCCCCGUGCUCCUGGCAUUGACCGCGAACAGAUCUUCCGCAUCAUGAAGCAGCGCGACCCCAACGGCUAUGUCACCAACCUGCUGCUCAAGUACGAGACCUCGUCGUUCACCACUUCAAACCAGAGCUGGAACGGUCGCGCGUGGCAGUGCUACUUCUGCAACCGCGAGUUCCGCACCCAGUCUUCCCUCAACCAGCACCUCAACUCGCCCGUUCAAUCUGUACCACUGCCCCAACCGCCGUACGUGCAACAGGCAGUUCACCACGCUCGCUGCGGCCGUGAACCACCUCGAGAGCGAGCGCUGCGGCUUCAUGACCUUCAACCAGGUGCAGAACACCAUGGGCAACCUGAUCGGCAGCGACCGCCGCUUGACCUUCUGAAGCCCCUUGCCAAACCCCGCUACAGGGUCUGGGACCCACUUCGUCUCUGA